Messenger RNA from Tripterygium wilfordii, 1789 nucleotides. Its product is annotated as cytochrome P450 89A2-like. The coding region runs from base 90 to 1637 and encodes 515 amino acids. The record is from RefSeq and is a predicted model, not a curated record. Gene Ontology annotation, molecular function: oxidoreductase activity, acting on paired donors, with incorporation or reduction of molecular oxygen, NAD(P)H as one donor, and incorporation of one atom of oxygen; heme binding; iron ion binding. NCBI's taxonomy places the organism in Eukaryota, Viridiplantae, Streptophyta, Magnoliopsida, Celastrales, Celastraceae. Gene Ontology annotation, cellular component: membrane. The transcript has a single exon.
AUGCCUUGCGGAUCAUACAAAAACAUCUGCAUAAAAUCCAAUAUCAAGCCUUGGCAAUCACUCACACUCACAAAGUCUCUGCGCAAAAAAUGGAUUUCUGGUUUGUUGCUUUGAUUUCAAUCUCCAUUGCUGUUCUUCUCAAAGCUCUCAUCAACCUCUUGUCCCACAAUAAAAACCCGAAUCACAAACUCCCUCCUGGCCCUCGGAGGAUUCCCAUCAUCGGCGGCCUCUUCUGGCUUCGCAAAACUUCGACAGACGUCGAAUCAAUUCUCCGGUCACUCCAUGCCAAGCUCGGUCCAAUAGUCACUCUCGGAAUCAGGUCUCGCCCUGCCAUCUUCAUCGCCGACCGCUACCUAGCUCACCAAGCUCUGGUCCACGACGGUGCCGUUUUUGCGGACCGUCCACCGGCUCUCACCACGGGGAAGAUACUCAGUCGCAAUCAGUGUAACAUCAGCUCCGCUUUCUACGGCCCUAAUUGGCGUCUCCUCCGGCGUAAUCUCUCUGCAGAGAUUCUCAAUCCGUCUCGCGUGAGAACUUAUUCUCACGCCCGCAAGUGGGUUUUGCAAAUCCUGAUGGAUCGGCUUGUCUCGGAUUCCAAAACUGGUGAGCCAAUUCGUGUGAUGGAGCAUUUUCAAUUCGCAAUGUUUUGCUUGUUGGUGCUUAUGUGUUUUGGUGACAAGCUUAGCGAAAGCAAGAUUAAGGAAAUCGAGGAGGUCCAGCGACGCUUGAUCUUGAAUUUGGGUAUAUUCAAUGUAUUGAAUUUCUGGCCUAGUGUGACUAAGUUUCUGCUUCGGAAGCGGUGGGAGGAGUUCUUGAAGCUCUGUAAAGAUCAAGAAGGAAUACUGAUUCCUCUAAUUCGGGCACGAAAGACUGUAAAGCAAGAGAGUUUGAGUAAGUCAAAGGAGGACAAAGAAGAGUAUGUGUUGUCGUAUGUCGAUACAUUGUUCGAUCUGGAGCUUCCGCAAGAGAAGAGAAAGGUUGAUGAAGGGGAAAUGAUGGCUUUGUGCUCGGAGUUCUUGAAUGGAGGCACCGAUACUACUUCGACUGCAUUGCAAUGGAUUAUGGCUAAUUUGGUGAAAUACCAACACAUACAAGAGAAGCUAUUCAGAGAGAUUAAAGGGGUUGUGGGAGAUGGUGAAGGAGAUGUGGUGGUGAAAGAAGAUGACUUGCAGAAGAUGUCAUACCUUAAAGCAGUGGUUUUGGAGGGCUUGAGACGUCACCCUCCCGGACAUUUUGUGCUGCCUCAUGCGGUGACAGAGGAUGUGGUGCUGGAUACAUACUUGAUACCCAAAAAAGGAACUGUCAAUUUCAUGGUAGCAGAGAUGGGUUGGGACCCAAAGGUGUGGGAAGAUCCUAUGGAGUUCAGGCCAGAGAGGUUUUUGAGUAGUGAUGGUGAAGUGGUGUUUGAUAUAACAGGAAGUAAAGAGAUUAAGAUGAUGCCAUUUGGGGCUGGGAGGAGGAUGUGUCCUGGAUUUGGAUUGGCAAUGCUUCAUUUGGAGUAUUUUGUGGCAAAUUUGGUUUGGAAUUUUGAGUGGAAAGCUAAAGAUGGAGAUGAUGUUGAUUUAUCAGAGAAGCAGGAGUUCACUAUUGUGAUGAAGAAUCCAUUGCAAGCACUUAUUUUGCAGAGGUCAAAAUAAGGGUUAUGGCUGCUGUUGCUAAAAUGCUUAUCUUAGUAUAAUAAAUGUUGUUUAUUCUCUCUAUAGCUACAAACAACAUGCCUGGUUUGUUCUUUGUUGUGGUGGAAUGUUUAUAGAGCAAUAUUAUGAGUCAAAUACCAAUGACAACAAAA